ACGGUGAUUUGCUUGCGUGAAUUAGAUGAUUUCAAUAUUCCCUAUAUAAAGCAGUGGAACCACAGCCAAAAGUAUAGUUCCAAUCAAGCUCUUCACUCAAGUAAGUGGCCGAACAACGCAUUCACCACCAUGAAAUUCGUUAUCAUCGCUCUGGCACUGGUAGUUCUGGUUGCUGCCCAGGAUGACAAGUACACUACCAAAUACGAUAGCAUUGAUGUUGAUGAGAUCCUGGCAUCGGAUCGUCUCUUCAUCAACUAUUUCAAGUGCCUGAUGGACGAGGGUAGCUGCUCGCCAGAAGGCAACGAGCUGAGACGUGUCCUACCGGAAUCGUUGGAAAACAAGUGCGCCAAAUGCAGCGAGAAACAGAAGGUGACCAGUGCCAAGGUGAUAAAACACAUUUCCGAGAAUCGUCCUGAACAGUGGACGUUGCUGAAAGCCAAGUACGAUCCCGACAACAAGUACUCGUAAUAUGUGAUGUGAUAAUUAGAACCGAAAAAGUUUGACUUUAUCAGCAAAAACCUCUGUCGAGCUCUUCUGUAAAAAAAAUAUUAAUUCGGUCGAUGUACAUCUGAGUACAAUAAAAAAAUUCUUACAACCGCAGAAA
This is a messenger RNA of Malaya genurostris, 604 nucleotides long. RefSeq names its product ejaculatory bulb-specific protein 3-like. The record is from RefSeq and is a predicted model, not a curated record. Bases 130 to 468 code for a protein of 112 amino acids. The transcript is spliced from 2 exons. Lineage: Eukaryota; Metazoa; Arthropoda; Insecta; Diptera; Culicidae.